GAUCUUCUCUCCCCCUGCUCUCUUGAAUCGGAGCGCUCUGUGCCAUCAUUUGAAUCUCUUCACAAAAAAAUCAGACUUGGAGACACUUCGAGUCUUAAAUUCAUCUCGCAUGCCUUAGUUUUCAUUUGUCUUUUUUGAUUUAAAAUUAAAGGUUAAUAAGAAGAACUUUAAGUCCAAGAUGUCUGCGUUCUGGGAUAUGAAUUACGCUGUGUCUACAAGUCCUCCAAAGACACCACCUCCUCUACACUUUGCCAGGUCUGAAUUUAGCUACAGCAGCAGUAUGAGUUUCUAUGAUCUUUUACACUGUAGUUCACCCAUGCAAGAUGGACAUGACAACCUAGAAUGGACAUCAAGUGAUCAAGUGGAAUUCACAAGAUUAAAUCCCUCCAGAACAAGAGACAGUACAGGAGAAUGGCAUAUGAUAACAGCCACACGUUCACUGCUUGGCAGCGAACAAGAAUGCCAUAGGGAAGAUUCACAAGCACGAUGGUCAUACCACAGCUUGCCAAGACCAAAUAGAGACUCGAGUGCAUUUUCACCCUACGCCAAUGAUUUUUGGUCACCCAGGAACACUCAUGAACUGCACCCGCUGGUACAACCCGGUUUCUACAGUCCAAAAAUCCAACGCUCCAAACAUUGUGAUGAUGCACUGUCCACAAAAAAUGCAAUAAAAGGAUCUUCUACAAGCAACAUGAAAGAAUUUAAUAGUCACACAUUGCCUCUUCCAUGCUCAAGGACUGCUGUUCUCAAACAUGGCCCCUUGUGCUGCAAGCCGCAAAAGGUUAAAACAUCGGUGGUGCAAACGCCACCUUUGAUGAGAGCUGUGAUUUCUCAAACCUCAACAAACUCUGAUGAAUCCAGCGAGAAGCACUGCAGUCAGCGACAACUAAUAGAGGACCACGGUUCUACCAAUCUACAGGAGCCAAAUAUAAAACUUUAUAGAAAUGAUCAAUCUGUGUGGAGUUCCAGUCAUCCAUUAACCAAACAGGCUGCACAGAGCCAGGAUUUAUUCACUGAGAUUUUGUCUACCACAAAUCAUCUUUCUAUCAACACCCAUUUGUUUCCUGAGUGCCAGCAUGCAACAGACCAACUUGCAAGUUUGCCAAAGCUGAGUCAGGAGAGAUUUCGUCUGAGUGUUGACAGUGGCAUUAAAUCCUCUCAGAGUGACCCAGACCAAACCUCACCCAGCCAACCCCAAACCAGCUUGAUUCAGCCAGACAACAGUCAAAAACAAACUACAGAUUUUAGACAUCAUGAUGUCAGAAACAACUCCAAAAAUCAUGUGGAAAGUCAGGUAGAGAUGAAUUCAAAGAAUGUGUUUGGUCAGCCUCGAAUGAUUGCAUCACUGCGGGAAGUGUGUUCCCCACGACCUAUUCGCAAGAGCACAGUGCUAGAAGAUUUGAAAAAACUCAUUGUGAUGGAUGAGACAGAGGACGACCCUCAGGGUUAUUCAUCAUCUUUUCAACAAAAAGAGGCAGGGCUUUGUGCCAGUCCUUUGUUAUCCAGUCCUGUAAACCAAUCGUAUCUAGAGUCCCCAGAACUCACACCCACCCAUCUCUCCAUGCAAAACACAGAAUGCUGGGCAAUGCCUGAACAGACUGAAUGUGAGGUAUUGGAAGGAGACCAAGACCCUGAUCCCGAACCCAUGCCCCUACCAAACACAACCUGUCAACUUGACUGGGAUAGUCUGGUUGAAGCAGCCCAAGCCUAUGAGAUACAAAGGAUGGCAACCCUUCUGUCACAAAUGAGUCCUGCACCAAGCAGGCCAGGAACACCAUCGCAACACCAUCAUUCCAUUCCCUCAUACAAUGAAGAAGAUACAGAUGAUGUUUUUAUUGACUUUCCCGACCAACUCUCUCACCUGGAGGGAAUGCUUAGGAGAUUGAGCAGUGAUCUACUGAAGGAGAAGAGGGACAAGGUGGCCCUGCUGGCCGAGGUAUUGAAGCUUCGCAUUAGCAACCAGCAUCUGAGAGAGGAGUCCCUCUGUGCGGUUUCACAACUACACAAAAUUUACGAAAUUUUAAAAGCAACACCUGGAGGGGUCGAGUGAGCCGGAAGCAAAGACAUGCAAAUAUGCAGAGAGAACUUUUAAUAAAGAUUAAAUAAUACAAACCAGAACAUACAGUAGUUGACAACUAUUGAAAAACAGGUUACAGAUAUUUUAAUGCUUCUUAUUGUAUAAUUAGACUAGAUAAGGCUGUAAAAACAUAUAAAACAUUAUAAUAAAUAUAUAAAAUAAAUAAAUAAAUAAAUAUAAAAACAAGCUUAACCAUUUUCCUGUAUUAUCAGAUAUAAAAACGAAAAUGUUUUUUUAUCAAACAAUGUAACGUCACAUUGAAAACAUGGGGUUUGGAAGAUCUGUUGAAUGAUGAUAAACUGUAUUAAAAACACUAAAAAUAUAUAAAUAUGUUGUUUGAUGAUUACAGUCGAACUAUAAAAACAUAGUAAAAACACAAUAAAUUAUUUUAAUAAUUGUAGAAUGCAAUAUAU
Molecule: messenger RNA, 2490 nt
Organism: Paramisgurnus dabryanus
Lineage: Eukaryota; Metazoa; Chordata; Actinopteri; Cypriniformes; Cobitidae
Source: RefSeq, a predicted model, not a curated record